Messenger RNA from Salvia hispanica, 1395 nucleotides. NCBI's taxonomy places the organism in Eukaryota, Viridiplantae, Streptophyta, Magnoliopsida, Lamiales, Lamiaceae. The record is from RefSeq and is a predicted model, not a curated record.
CUCCCCCAUUCUCUCAGUCUCCCUUAAACUACUCCAUGCUUCAUCAUUCACUCAUCAUCUCUAACACAAUGGGCAAAGCUUUGAAAUGGUUUAGAGGUAUGUUGGGCUUGAAUAAGCCCGACCCGAACGCCGACCCGCCCUCCAAGAAGAGAUGGAGCUUUCCCAAGGGAAAACUCCGCCGUCGAUCCCAUGCCAUCGACGACAGGCAGGCAAUCGCCGUUGCCGCCAUAGCCGAGGCUGCCGUGGCCGCAGCCCAUGCCGCGGCCGCGGUAGCCCACCUCACCAGCGGCGCAGCGUAUGGUCCACAAAACGGCAUCGUUUGUGAGGAGCGGGCGGCCGUUGUGAUUCAAUCGCAUUUCCGUGGUUAUCUCUCGAGAAGAGCUCUACGGGCGCUGAAGGCGUUGGUUAAGCUCCAAGCACUCGUUAGAGGCCACAUUUUGCGGAAGCAUAAUGCUGAAACGUUACGACAGCUGCAGGCACUUAUGCGCGCCCAAGCCAGAGCACGGGCAGGCCGACUCCCCUUUGAGGAGAGCACCAAGUCCUCCCACUUCAAUCACAUAGAGAAGGCAGAUCACGCGACGAAGCAGCACGAGCAUGAAUCCCCUGCCCGCGCCAAAAUGAAGAGGAAUGUGUAUGAUCCAGACAAGUCGCCCUCGCCCUGGAUGGAGAGGAGGAAAGGCGAGAAGGUUCUAGAAGUUGACACGGGAAGGCCAAGCACGAGCCCUACAGGCAGAACCAUCAUCCACUCCUCUCACCCGAGCCACAUCUCCGACCACCAUACCACAUGGUUAAGUCCGUCCCUAAGCCCUCUCACGGUAGCCAUAAAUGCCAACGGAAGCCCAUUCUACACGGCCAACAACAGCCCAGCCUACUCGUCAUCAGUGGAAGGGAGUUCCAAGAGGGCGCUGUUCGCGCCUGCCAAGAGCAGCCUGAGCAAUUGCGCGGAGCAUCCAAGCUACAUGGCUUACACGGAGUCCUCAAAGGCAAAGGCAAGGUCUCUCAGUGCUCCGAAACAGAGGCCUCAAUCGGAGAGGUCUAGCUCCCCGUGGGAGAGAUCAAAAUCGGUGAAUAGGCAUAGAGAAGGGCAGAAGGUGCAGUCAAGCAAUGUGUAUCCGGGAUCGGGGCAUCUGGACCGGCAAGGGAUGCCGGAGAGGGACAUUUCAGGGUUUAGUGGUGGGCUUCGGCACAGGUACUAAGCUAACCAUAUUUGUUUUGGAUGUUGGUCAUAUAAAUUGUGGAUAAUAAGAGAGGAGGUAUGUAUUUUUGCAAAUAUUGUGUGGGUGAAUGGUGAAUUUCAAUUGUUAUGUGAUACUCCUGAUUUAUCCUAAAAAUGUAAUGUAGUAGUAUAUCAUUUCAAACAAAAGACGAUGAAUUUUAGGGAUGGAUUUUGUGUCA